GUAUAGUGAUAAGAGCUCGGUCCUAAAGAACACCUCACCUGCGUUAGUAUACCUUAAAUUACCUUUAUUUUAAAGGGGUUUUGUGAAUACAGAAUAAAAAAGUAUCUAAAUAUAAUUCAUCAAAAUGGCAAGAAGAUCUAUUUGGUUUUACCUUGCGGUCAUUUUGGUUAUUUUGAGUACCCUUACUCAAGAAGCCCAAGCCAGAAGGAAAAUUCUGAGGGGAAGGCGGGUUAUGACACGCACUUAUUAUCAUGGUAAUGCAGUACCUGCGUGGGCUAUAAGUUUGAUGGCUGGUCUAGGGAUGCUGAUUGUUGGCGGCAUUGUAUAUGCAGUAAUGAGAAAAAUCAUUAUAUCUCCGGAUUUAGAAGACGCGCAGAUCGCCGACCGUGGUUAUCAACGAACGGCAACAAGCGAACCGGCAUGAUUAAUCACAGAAUUUGUCACUAUUGUCUUGUUAUAUUGUUUAAGAAUAGUUAAGUAAAUUAUGAAAUAUAUUUCGUUUUAUAAAAUUAAAUAAAACUAAUAAGUAUUUUGAGUAACCACCGAAAAUUGUAAUAGUAUGUAUUAUCAUAAUAUAAAACAUACUGUUUUUAUGUUAUGAAUAUGUAUUUACAGGUUGAAUUACUAUACUAUAGGGACUGCCAUAUAUUACGCCACCCGAAUUUCAUAUAUUUUUAACACCUGUCUUUUACAGCUCACACGGUCUCGUUUGAGAUCCUAGUGCAACGUGGUAUAUUUUCCAAUUUUACACUAAUU
This is a messenger RNA of Achroia grisella, 756 nucleotides long. RefSeq lists its product as uncharacterized. The record is from RefSeq and is a predicted model, not a curated record. The transcript has 3 exons. The coding region runs from base 125 to 424 and encodes 99 amino acids. NCBI's taxonomy places the organism in Eukaryota, Metazoa, Arthropoda, Insecta, Lepidoptera, Pyralidae.